Molecule: messenger RNA, 2576 nt
Organism: Oncorhynchus masou masou (cherry salmon)
Lineage: Eukaryota; Metazoa; Chordata; Actinopteri; Salmoniformes; Salmonidae
Product: carbohydrate sulfotransferase 8-like
Exons: 4
Coding region: 1-1200 (399 amino acids)
Biological process (GO): proteoglycan biosynthetic process; carbohydrate biosynthetic process
Cellular component (GO): membrane
Molecular function (GO): sulfotransferase activity
Source: RefSeq, a predicted model, not a curated record
AUGGCAUUGCCCAUACCCCAGUUUGGGAAUACCUGUGUUGGUGCAAAGUUGAUGGUUGCUCCAAGGUGGCCAAUUCCAAAGGAGCAGUCCUUUGACAGUGCAGUCGUUAUAGACAUCAACCUGGGUGGAGGUUUCCAUGGAGCACCAGGGGUAGAGAUGUCCUCUAACCCCAGCCUCCCUACUCCUAGCCCCAGACAACCUCCAGCCUUCCAGUGGCUGCCCCACCCAGCCACCCCAACCUCUGGGGACCAGCAGGCCGAGAGCACCGGGCAACCCGUCACCAAACGCCACAGGAAGCUGCUGUUAAAGAGCGGGCCUGUAACCCCUAGUGGUGCCGGCUCUGAUGAAGAGGACAGUCGGCUACAGGGCCUGGCGCAAACCCAGGCGUCCCGUCGCCGCCUGCUCAGGGAGGUCUGCGCCAAAUACCAGCCGGGUGUCACCGAGCGACCUGUGUCCCGCCGGCAGGUGUCCCGCGUCUACGUGGAGGAUAGGUCAGGCCUGCUGUACUGUGAGGUGCCCAAAGCCGGCUGCUCCAACUGGAAACGGGUGCUGAUGGUCCUGGGCGGCAGCGCCACCUCCACGCACAUCAUCGCCCACGACGACGCCCACUACGCCAACCAGCUCCGCCGACUGGACGCCUUCGACCAGGCGGGCGUGGCCGAGCGCCUCCGUUCCUACACCAAGGUCCUCUUCGUACGGGAGCCCUUCGAGAGGCUGGUUUCCGCCUUCCGCGACAAGUUCGAGAGCCCCAACUCGUACUACCACCCGGUGUUCGGUCGGCCCAUCAUCUCCCGGUACCGGGCCAAUGCCUCACGCUCCGCCCUGAGGACCGGCGCCGGGGUCACCUUCAGAGAGUUUGUCCAGUACCUGUUGGAUGUGAGGCGGCCCGUAGGCAUGGACAUCCACUGGGAGCCGGUCAGCCAGCUUUGCAGCCCCUGCCUGCUACGCAACGACUUCAUCGGGAAGUUCGAGAACCUGAAGGAGGAGGCCAACUUCCUGCUACGGAGCAUUGGGGCACCUAGAAACCUGACUUUCCCUGACUUUAAAGACAGGAACCCAAAGGCAGAAAGGACUUCCUCCUCCAUCACCCAGAGAUACUUUGAACAAUUGAACUCCACAGAAAGACAGAGGGCCUAUGACUUUUAUUACAUGGAUUAUCUGAUGUUUAACUACCCCAAGCCCUUUAAAGACCUGUACUGAGGUACUGGCUGGAUUGCCCGGUUGAGGUUAUUAAUAUGAACACUACGGAAGAGAUUAUUAUCCUGUGGGACUUGAAUAAGCACUACAGGCACACUCAUGUCAAAUAUUAUUUUUACAGGUCUUAUUUACAAAUGGCUAAAAUAAUGAUUUAAUGUAAUUACUUGGGACAUAGGUUGUAGGCCUACAGCUUUUUUGUCAUAAAGCUUUGUAUAGUGUGUCAAAUGCAUUUGCAUUGAUUGGCAGACCAGUGACUUCUAUGAAGUGACGUGAACUUUGGGUAAAGAAUGAGUGAUCUGUUAUUGCUAUUGUUUUUCAGCCUUGUCACGUGAAGGUAUACUUUUUGGUUCUCUUCAAUAAUGUGUAUUCUUAUUCUGCAGCCUAAGUUCAUGAAAAGAAGGGAAAGAGAGAGGCUAGAUAUACUCUCCCAGAGAAAAGGCUAGUGUUUGCAGAUACUGUAACGGAUUUCAUAGCUACUGCUUACUGAUGAGAAAUCAAAUUGAAUAUAAUUCAAUUUGAUUUCAAAACCCCACUUGCUUUUAUUAAUUUUUUUAUUUAACUAGGCAAGUCAGUUGAGAACCAAUUCUUAUUUACAAUGACUGCCUACCCCCCCCCCCCUCAAACGUUUGGACACACCUACUCAUUCAAAUAUAUUAUAGAUUCCUCCUUUCCUGUGGCGGUCCCCAUGAGAGCCAGUUUCAUCAUAGCGCUGAUGGUUUUUGUGACUGCACUUGAAGAAACUUUCUUGAAAUUAUCCGGAUUGACUGACCUUAAAGUAAUGAUGGACUGUCGUUUCUAUUUGAGCUGUUCUUGCCAUAAUAUGGACUUGGUCUUUUACCAAAUAGGGCUAUAUUCUGUAUACCACCCCUACCUUGACACAACACAACUGAAUGGCUCAAAUGCAUUAAGAACAAAAUAAAUUCCACAAAUGAACUUUUAACAAGGCACACCUGUUAAUUGAAAUGCAUUCCAGGUGACUACCUCAUGAAGCUAGUUGAGAGAAUGCCAAGCUUGUGCAUAGCUGUCAUCAAGGCAAAGGGUGGCUACUUUGAAGAAUUUCUAAUAUAAAAUAUAUUUUGAUUUGUUUAACACCUUUUUGGUUACUACAUGAUUCCAUAUUUCAUUGUUUUGAUGUCUUCACUAUUAUUCUACAAUGUAGAAAAUAGUACAAAAAUUAAGAAAAACCCUUGAAUGAGUAGGUGCGUCCACAUUUUUGACUGGUACUGUAUAUGGGCCUAAUGUUACAAUACAAAUGAUUACACUGUAAAAGAGAAUGUACAAUUGUUCUACAUGUCCCCUAGCCUUAACACUGCCAAUUUUCAUUUGUUUGGGUUUUCAAGAUCCUUUACUAUGAAUAAAUGUUAAGUCAUUAAAAAAAA